Messenger RNA from Anopheles darlingi, 1190 nucleotides. RefSeq names its product methyltransferase-like protein (gene Mettl2). The record is from RefSeq and is a predicted model, not a curated record. Gene Ontology annotation, molecular function: tRNA (cytidine-N3)-methyltransferase activity. The coding region runs from base 114 to 1190 and encodes 358 amino acids. The transcript is spliced from 3 exons. Lineage: Eukaryota; Metazoa; Arthropoda; Insecta; Diptera; Culicidae.
CCGGUUAAAUAUGUCCGAGCAGGAAAUCGAGGGACAAACCGGUGAAACUUCCUCGAUCCGGCCACAAUUUGGAAACCGAUUCCUUUCCGAGGGUGACGACGUGUUCCAGCAUAAUGCUUGGUAGGAUAUCUCGACUUUCGACUCUUGUGCGCUACUUAAACGCGCGGUACCGAUCAGCCAGCAGCGCAACACGACUUCCGGUCGGUGCGGAUUAUGAGCAUACCCGGCACCGGAAGAAGCCGGCCGGUGGUGGCGAUCGGUUCCUGCGUGAUCCUACGCAGGUGUUCGAUUACAACUCAUGGGAUAACAUCGAGUGGGAUGAAGAGCAGGAGCAGGCGGCGUUGGAUGGAGUGAAGAAAAACUCAACAGUUAAACUUUCGCCGGAAGAGGUAGAGCGACUGUCCACGGAGGCUGACCAAAACUGGGAUCGUUUCUACGGCAUCCACCAGAAUCGUUUCUUCAAAGAUCGCCACUGGCUGUUUACCGAGUUUCCCGAACUGGCACCGAAAGCAAAGCCCGGCAGCGAUGUACCACAAAGGGUAUUACCGGGAGGUGAAGUACAACCGGAAGUCAGCACAGUUCAAACACCGGAUCCGUGUGAACGAAGGACCAUAUUUGAGAUCGGAUGUGGUGUCGGGAACACCGUUUUUCCGAUACUAAAAUACAGCGAUGAAGAUAACCUGAUGGUGUAUGCGAGCGAUUUCUCCAGCCAGGCUAUCGAGAUUCUACGGCAAAGCCCGGACUACGAUACAAAACGGUGUCAGGCAUUCGUGCUUGAUGCGACGGCCGAUCGGUGGGACGUUCCCUUUGCGGAAAACAGUAUCGAUAUCGUGGUGCUGAUCUUCGUUCUCUCUGCCAUCGAUCCGGAACGAAUGCAGCAUGUGGCUAAUCAAAUCGCUCGUUACCUUAAACCGGGUGGAUUGCUGUUGCUACGGGAUUACGGACGGUACGAUUUGGCGCAGUUACGCUUUAAACCGGGCAAAUGUUUGAAGGACAACUUCUAUGCGCGCGGCGACGGAACGCUCGUGUACUUCUUCACGCAGGACGAUCUACGAACGCUGUUCUCGAAGGCGGGUCUCACCGAGGAGCAGAACAUUGUCGACCGAAGGUUACAGGUGAAUCGGGGCAAAAUGAUAAAAAUGUAUCGCGUCUGGGUGCAGGUCAAGUUUCGCAAACCUUCUACGUCCUGA